AUGGAGGAAAACUUUGUGUUCUCUGCGACCACUACUCGUUCUGACCAGGAGAUGGGUGAACCACCUGAUGGAGGUGGGGGAGUCAACCGUAACAUGAUUCAAGCUGGUGUGUCCUUCAGGGACAAAAUGAUGGGAGGGAGAUCCCCCCCACCAAUGAUGGAGGAGGUUGAUCUUGUGGGACAAAAUCUUAUGAAGAUAGUGUAUGAAGAAGGCAACAGACUUAAACCCAAGGUAUAUCUCGACGAUGCGGUCUUUGAGAAGUUGUGCCUCCCUUGGCAGGACGCUCUCAUAGUAAAGUUGCUUGGAAAGACUAUUGGGUUUAUGACAAUGAGGGAGAGGCUGAAACAAGUAUGGAAACUCCAUAGUGGUUUUGAUCUAAUGGACGUGGGAAAUGGCUUCUUUGUGGUCAAGUUUGAAGAGGAGUCAGCACGAGAGAAGGUUAUGACCGGGGGACCUUGGAUGAUUUUUGAUCAUUAUCUCUCGGUGCAACGAUGGGAGCCAGACUUUGUCUCUCCAUCCACACAAGUUAACAAAACACUUGUUUGGAUCCGCUUCCCUGGCUUAAAUCUAAUGUUCUUUGACAAAAGCUUUCUUCUCGGUUUAGCAUCAGCAGUUGGUGUUCCGAGUAGGGUGGAUAUGCCUACAGUCAAUGUGGCCAGAGGGAAAUUCGCUAGAGUUUGUGUUGAAAUUGAUUUGACUGUGCCAGUGGUUGGAAAGGUGUGGUUCCGUGACCAUUGGUACAAGGUGGAAUAUGAGGGAUUACACUUGAUUUGUGCUAAAUGUGGCUGUUAUGGACAUCUGAGUAGAGACUGUGCUACACUGCCGCCUAAUCCUUCCAAUGUCCAGUCUCCGGUGGUAGAGGGAGGCGCUCCAGUUCAGGAAGUUACGGUGACGGGGCUUAAUCAGGACGGAAAUCAAGGGAAUGAUUCUGAGAUUAGUAAGGAAGGGACGGAUAUCACAACGGGAGAUCCGGAGGACGCUCUUCAUGGAGAGUGGUUGGUAGUUCGAAGAAGGAAUAAAGGGGGAAAGGAGAAAAUUAAGGGUGUGGCUGCUGAGAGAACUAAGGACGGGAUUGCGGAGAAAAAUAAGGGGGUAUCUCCACAAUCAUUUAACAUUAAAGAUUCCAGUCAACAUAAGAUAUUGCAGCAGCAUGACAAUAUGGGAACUAAACCGUUUUUGGCUGUUACUAACAUUAACUCCCCCUUUAGUAGUGCACAAGAUGGAACAAGGAUGGUCAAAGGAAAGAAGCGGGCCCGCAGGGAGAAUUUACAUGUGACAAAAAAUAAAGAGAAGGAGAGGCACGUAACUAUUAAAGAAAAGAGACCACCCAUGCAUGUGACCAAGGAGAGUGACGUGCGACUCAGUCCUGAGUCAUCCACGGUGAUGGCGAACUCAGUGAGUCAACUCGCUAUAAAAGGUGACACUGUUAUGUUAAAUGAAAACAUAAAUGACAAGGCUAACAAGAAGGAUGUGAUGCCAGGCUUCGACUUAGGAACUGGGAUAGUGAUAUCUCCGGAUCUUCUUCGUGGCACCAUGUCGCAAGGACCGAAGCAGACUUCCAAGGGUGGGAAAGCUCUUGAGUCAAAAUUGAAGAAAGGAAAUAGUGGGCCACAAGCAUCUUCCCAAGUGAAUUUAUCAAAGGGGGAAGGCACCGUGAGUACGAAAGUAGCUGAUGUAGGAAUGCACUGGGAUCCUGGUCAGUAG
This is a messenger RNA of Cajanus cajan (pigeon pea), 1704 nucleotides long. The record is from RefSeq and is a predicted model, not a curated record. NCBI's taxonomy places the organism in Eukaryota, Viridiplantae, Streptophyta, Magnoliopsida, Fabales, Fabaceae.